AUGCUUAGAUGUUUAAAUAUCUGCGCUCUGCCACGAAUUCACUCUAAACUUGUCUUCUUUUCGCUAAUCGACGGUGUAUUUGGAGUAAUGGCCGGUGCUGCUUUAGAUAUGUCGCUUGACGAUCUCAUCAAGAACAAUAAGAAAUCCGGCGGCGGCGAUGGCGGUGGUCGUGGUCGGGGUCGGGGUCGAGGAGCUGGACCUGGACCUGCACGUCGCUUCAAUAAUCGCGGUGCUAACCGAGCGACUCCUUACGGCGGACCUAAGGCACCAGAUGCGGCUUGGAGGCAUGAUAUGUUCGGUGUUCCGGAUCAGGUCAUGGGGAACGUUGGACCUGGCGGCCGUCCAUCUGCGAUUGAAACUGGGACGAAGCUUUACAUAUCAAACCUUGAUUACGGUGUCUCGAAUGACGAUAUUAAGGAGCUCUUUGCAGAAGUUGGUGACCUGAAAAAGUAUUCUAUACAUUAUGAUAGAAGCGGGAGAUCAAAGGGGACGGCUGAGAUUGUGUAUUCAAGAAGGCAAGAUGCAUUAGCAGCUGUCAAAAGGUAUAACAAUGUCCAGCUUGAUGGGAAGCCAAUGAAGAUAGAGAUUGUGGGAUUAAACAUUGUAGCUCCUGUUGCUGGUCUUCCAUUGCCAAACAACUCUUUUGGAAACAUGAAUGGUUUUCCAAGAAGUGGACAAGGAAGGGUUGGUGGAUUUGGUGGAAGAUCAGGUGGCGGUGGUGGAGGAUUUGGAAGGGGCCGUGGUGGACGUGGAAGAGGAGGAGGAGGAGGAGGUCGUGGUGGAGAAAAGAUAUCUGCAGAUGAUCUUGAUGCUGAUUUGGAGAAGUACCAUCAAGAAUCAAUGCAAACUAACUGAGAUCAUCAAUCAUCAGUUAUGCACCAAAACCUUGUUUGUAUUUUGUCUUUUGUCAACUGAACACAUACCCAACUCUCUAGGCUAAAACUGGUGAUAGGGUGGGAGGAUUGUAGAAACUUAGUUUCUUUUUAUGGAGCUUUAUGGUUAUUACUAUAGAUGUUAGACCAUUGUAUUGUAUUGAUUAUUAUGAUACUCAGUUUGUGGUGUGUGUGUCUGUCUGUACUCCUAUCAUCUUCUUUAUAUCUGUGCAUCCUUCAACACAUGGACAAAAAGCAUCAAAGUCUACAUCAAUUGCCAGAAAUAACUAGUUCUUGGAAGAUGUAAUGAGGAAUUCAAGGUUGUAGCUGCUCAGUUUUUUACUUGGUGACAUGGUUGGGUUGAGACUUUUGUGUAUCUAUCAACUACAACAAUUUAAAGAGAUUCACAAGCUAUUGUAACUUGAAAAAAAGGGUAUACAAAAUAUAGUUUCAAGUACAAUCAACAGUAAUACAACAAAACAUAAUUCCACAACAGCUACAUGUGGGGCCCCCUCAACUUAUUUGUAGGGAAAAUGAGCCUCGCAAUUGAAUACAAUAUGACGUGUAUGCAUGUCAACACAAAAUUCCAACAAGAGGAUGGCCAGUACCAUGGAUAUAACAGCCGGAAAAACAAACUUAUAACAUGUCGAGGAUAUUGCCCAACCUUAUUAACAUUAACAAAACCCAUAUUUAUUAAUCAAUCAUAUAUAUUUUUAUCAUUUGAUGAUAAAAUUAUAUAAAAAAAAAAGAAUUACUCACCGGAAAAAGAAAAUCAAGAGCAUCCCAGGCUGCAUGACGAACGGCUCGUGUUGGAUACAUGGGCCCACCGGGAGACGUGAAGCUGUACAAGCACGUUUUAAGUCUGGUACUUGUUGUCAUUCGAAGUUCCAAACCUUGAAGAACUUUAAUGCGGGAAAGCUCUCACCUGAUUAGUUAGUUCGAUAAGAAAAACAUCCGCGGGCCCACCUAUCAAGAAAGCGUUUGGGAACUCCGGGAAAUGGUGAAAUAAGGAUUCAAGCUUUUCAUCUGUGACAAGCGUUUUCUUUGAGAUUAUAACCAGUAUCUAAAGUGGUAAAAGGGAGAGAUUUACUAGCGGUUUUAACGUAUAUACCUACCUAGAUUAUAAAGGAAUAUAAAUCUUGAAAGAAGAAGAAACAGAUCUCUUUGAGCCUGACAGAGGAAAGAAUAAAAAAAAAGGGGUUUUAAUUUUUCAAUGUUUUUUUAACUUGGUUUAUUGUGUAACAUUUAUUAUACAUUAUGGAGUCAUUUUGAUAUCGCUACUUAACCUGCAAAGGG
Lactuca saligna is the source of this 2168-nucleotide messenger RNA. NCBI's taxonomy places the organism in Eukaryota, Viridiplantae, Streptophyta, Magnoliopsida, Asterales, Asteraceae. The record is from the annotation of a GenBank genome assembly.